Messenger RNA from Xiphias gladius (swordfish), 3973 nucleotides. RefSeq names its product mannosidase, alpha, class 1B, member 1a (gene man1b1a). The transcript has 14 exons. Gene Ontology annotation, cellular component: membrane; endoplasmic reticulum. Lineage: Eukaryota; Metazoa; Chordata; Actinopteri; Istiophoriformes; Xiphiidae. The coding region runs from base 303 to 2351 and encodes 682 amino acids. Gene Ontology annotation, biological process: carbohydrate metabolic process; N-glycan processing. The record is from RefSeq and is a predicted model, not a curated record. Gene Ontology annotation, molecular function: mannosyl-oligosaccharide 1,2-alpha-mannosidase activity; calcium ion binding.
GCCAGCGCUCACUUUUUCCGCGUCUGCCAGUGGCUUCCCACACGCUCGCUUUAGCCAUGUUCCCCCCGGUUUCAUUCGUUUGACAUUUCACGUAGCAGCGUUUGGUCUUGCGCGGCGGUCGGGCGAGCCGCUGCGUCGCAUGUUGGCCUUUCCGACGGCCGAACAAAUGUCACUCUCCAUUCAGGAACAAGCCGAAGAAGCGAGCUAACAGCCGUUUAGCUUUCAGGAGAAUAACGUCGCUGCGAGGCAGCCAACCGGGCACAAAGCUUCUAUGCCCUACGACUGUCUGCCCCAAUCAGAGGAUGUAUCCGCCUUCCAGAAAGGACUUCAUCUCUCUGACACUCAGUGAUCCGCACAGUCACACCUACAACAAUGGCAAGCACCGCAGACAGUCCUGCUGGAGGAAAUGGAAGCAGCUGUCUCGGCUCCAGCGAAGCCUCAUCCUGUUCCUGCUGGCUCUGCUGCUCAUAUUUGGACUGCUCUCCUAUCCAGGCAUCACAGAGCAAUGGGGAGGGUUGUCUGACAGGGAGGACUGGCUGGAGCUAAAUGACAGAGAGUUGAAGGAUGUUCCUCCAGAUGUGAAGCCUGUAUUGGGUCCAGCUGCAGGUAAAGCUCCCGCUCCUGUGGCAGGGCCACAUGUUGGAGCAGCUUUAGGUCCAGAUGCUGUGGCGGAGCCCAGAGGACCAAAUGUCCCCAUUUUGGCUAAACCUCCCAUUAAGAAAAAGACAUUUCCAAAGAGAGGUCCACCAACCAUGCAGAGAGACGGAAAUGUUUCAGACACAGUCGGUGGGGAAAAGCGAGGGCAAGAGCUGGUUCAAGAUGGAGGCGAGGAUGAGGACAAAGAAAAGAAGAUUGUCAGCUGGAGAGGAGCAAUGAUUGAAGCCGACCAGGCCACAGAGCCUCCACCUUCAGCCAGUGAGAAAGAAGCUGCAGCGCCCCCAGCCAACCCUGCUGAUACUGUCCCACUGGAAGUUUCAACUGGAAAAGUGGACAGACUGGAGGCAGUACGUGAUGCCUUCAGACAUGCGUGGAAAGGCUAUAAGGACUAUGCCUGGGGUCACGAUGAGCUCAAGCCCAUUUCCAAGUCUUUUGGAGAGUGGUUUGGACUGGGUUUGACCCUUAUUGAUUCUCUGGACACUAUGUGGAUUAUGGGCCUAAAAGAAGAGUUUGAAGAAGCAAAGAACUGGGUAGAGAAAGAGCUUUCCUUCAACAAAAAUGCAGAUGUGAAUCUUUUUGAGACAACCAUCCGUAUCCUCGGGGGCCUGCUGAGUACCUACCAUCUAACAGGAGACCAUCUCUUUCUGGAGAAGGCGAAAGAUCUUGGGUCCAGGUUGAUGCCUGCCUUCAAAACUCCCUCAAAGAUCCCGUUUUCAGAUGUCAACAUUGGGAAGGGAACAGCCCACCCCCCUCGAUGGACAUCAGACAGCACGCUGGCCGAGGUCACCAGCAUUCAGCUGGAAUUCAGAGAGCUGAGCCGUCUCACCCAGGAACCACAGUACCAGGAGGUCGUGAAUGAGGUUAUGGAGCUGGUCCACAAUCUGCCAGGCAAACAAGAUGGCCUGGUGCCAAUGUUCAUCAACACCAACAGUGGCCAGUUCACCCACAAAGGAGUCUUCACGCUUGGUGCCAGGGCAGACAGCUACUAUGAAUACCUGCUUAAACAGUGGCUCCAGGGAGGCAAGACGGAAGACAGCCUUUUGGAGGACUACUUGCAGGCUGUGGAGGGAGUGAAAAAACACCUCGUGAGACAGACAGGGCCCAGCAGAUUGACGUUUGUUGGAGAGCUGUCCCACAACCGCUUCAACCCUAAGAUGGAUCACCUGGUGUGCUUCCUGCCAGGAACCUUAGCGCUGGGGGCCCACAACAGCCUCCCAGGGGACCACAUGGAUCUGGCAGUGCAGCUGAUGGAGACCUGUCACCGGAUGUACACACAGAUGGAGACUGGGCUGAGCCCAGAGAUUGCACACUUCAGCCUGCAGGCCAGUGACGGACGUGACGUUGUUGUCAAGCCUGCAGACAGACACAACCUGCUGAGACCAGAGACGGUGGAAAGUCUGUUCUACAUGUACAGAUUCACUAAGGACACUAAGUACAGAGACUGGGGAUGGGAGAUACUGCAGAGCUUCAAUAAGUACACUAAGGUCUCUGGUGGUGGCUACACAUCCAUCAACAACGUCCGUGACCCCGUUAACCCCGGGCCCCGGGACAAGAUGGAGAGUUUCUUCCUGGGUGAGACGCUGAAGUACUUGUAUCUGCUCUUCUCUGAUGACAUGGAGCUGCUCAGUCUAGACAAAUAUGUCUUCAACACAGAGGCUCAUCCUCUCCCCAUAUGGCCCUCUCCACCCAAGUGAUGUCACCAUACAGGAGACUUCCGUAAAGAUCAGGCCCAGAGAGUCCUGUAUGAGUCAAAGACUGUUAUUGCCGCUCAGUCCGAUUCAUCUCUGAGUAACCACCCAGACUGGACUGCUGUGUUGAGCAGUAAAGCUGAUCUGUGCUGUCUACCUGUACUUUGGUACAUUUACACAUGGAAGAGUUUAUUUUUGAUUUGUUUUCUAAGGAAAAGGUUUGUGUUAGAGCUGGUCUCUAAUGCACAAAAACUUUUUAAAAUCAGUUCUGACUAGCUGGAGCUAACAGGAAACAAGAGAGAGGAAAGCGGUCUUUCUUUAUUUUCCAGGUGAGUUGGAGAGCUCUUAUAUGAAUGUGGGGACAGCAAUCAUGUUCCCCCCCAGAGUUUUUGUUUGCCGUGUGAGUUGAAAACCCUCAUUAGUUCAACAUAGUCAGGUGUCAUGGCUGCGAAGAGGUCAACAGAUGUGACACUUGAAGGCACAGUAACCAGCGAAGGAAAUAUAUGGAGAAUGUUCAGCUAAAUUUAUGUUUAAAGAGACUGCUCUGAUGGAGGAACCACAUAUUGUUGGUCUUUAUUUUGGCAACAUUCAAUGCACUCGCUCAUGUAUUAAACUGGCAUAAAGAAGAAGUUAAGUUAUGACUAGUUAGUACUUUUUCUUCCCUCUCAGGAAAUUCUUUCCCUGCAUUGUCCCGUCCUAAGUGUUUGGAAGCAGUGGGCAGUAAUAGUGCAGCAUCCUGGGACCAUUUUCAGUUCUGAGGCCAGUGCCUUGCAGAAAAGCAAAGGCAGAGUGUUCCUAAUACCUAACAUGAAUGUCUUUAAUUAAAUGAAGACUUGAAGUAAAGAAUUAGGAGGUUUGAGGCCACCAGAUUAAAACAAUGGCUAUAAUGGUUAUUUUCACUAAGAUGGGGCAGUUGAAGAAUUGUGGAGCCCUGGAAAGCAUUGCAAAGUGGUGGUAGUUACGGUUUUUAGGUCAUGGUCAUAUGACCUUACAGUUAAAAAAAAAAAAGAUGUAUAUAAAGGUGUAAUGAAUGAAUCAGUCCUGAAUGAUUUUCAUUCAGGUACAUACACAUAAUUACACCUUGUUUUGUUGAUGAAUGUAGACAUUUGUUCUGUGAUUAUUUUAUUUUUUUUUUUUUUAAUUUAUUAUUAUUUUCUUUUUGCAUUUUUGUCACAGAGGAACACUUCCACGCACUCUUGAGUCGCAUCCUGAUUUUGAUUAAAUUCAUGCUUGUUUUAUGAGAAAUAAAGGGGAAUCAUCUAAGGCUGCCCUUCAGCUGCCAUGCAGCCUCAAAUGUGCAGCUGCUGUGAAGCGAGAUCAAAAUAAACCAACUCAGUACAUUAUCAUUUCCUGUGUCAGGGACGAUAUACAUGCAGCCGCUCAGUCAUCCUCUUUUCACAGGCGAUUUGUUUUAAGAAGUGAAGUUUGUUGAAUUGUUUUCUUCAUGCUUGAAGGAGUUUGAUUCAUUUUUGUUUAGCAAUCCCUGACUCGCCAUCAAAUGUGAUGUAGAGCAGUGUGGAAGCUCUUGUUUUCCAUACAGUAAUGUUGACAAAGCAGUUUGAAGGACGUAUCUGGUGUAGUGUGUGUGUGUGUGUGUGUGUGUGUGUGUGUGUGUGUGUGUGUGUGUG